This is a messenger RNA of Notothenia coriiceps (black rockcod), 3285 nucleotides long. RefSeq names its product tumor necrosis factor alpha-induced protein 8-like protein 1. Gene Ontology annotation, cellular component: cytoplasm. The transcript has a single exon. Gene Ontology annotation, biological process: regulation of apoptotic process. The annotation marks the transcript as partial. NCBI's taxonomy places the organism in Eukaryota, Metazoa, Chordata, Actinopteri, Perciformes, Nototheniidae. The record is from RefSeq and is a predicted model, not a curated record.
CCUCUCUCUCUCCCCUCGUCUCUCAGGAAGAAGGUCCACACUCUGGCCAUGACGGCGGUCAGUUUCCACCAGAUCGAGUUCACCUUUGACCGCCGCGUAAUGAGCGCCAUUCUGAAUGAUUGCCGCGAGCUGCUGCACCAGGCCAUCAAACGCCACCUGACGGCCAAGAGCCACUCGCGGGUCAACCACGUCUUCAAUCACUUCGCCGACUGCGACUUCCUGGCCAAUCUGUACGGCCCGUCGGAGGUUUACCGUGGACACCUGCAGAGGAUCUGCAACGGGGUCAACAAGAUGCUGGACGAGGGGAACCUUUGACCUCCGGUUGGCUCCUCAACGGGCAUCUUUUACCUCCCAAUGUGCAAGAUUUCUUUUUUGUUAUUUGUAAAGGUGACAAUCGUUUUGCAUGUGUGUGCCUUUCAUCCAUAACACUGACAAUAUCUCAGCUAGUUAUUCCAAGAAGAACUUGCUCUUAUCAGUAUAUUCAGGGAUAAGAGCCAUGACAACUGUGCCUUUUUAUGAAAAUAGAUUUGAGGGUUUGAUCCGUUACAGAAUCGAGGCACAGGCCUUCAGUCACGAGGAGCUUUUAAUGGACCAAGAUGUAUUUUGCGAGCAACAGGAGAGGGUGAUGUUUUUCGGUUCUUUCCAUCUGAAUGCUGACCUUCAACAGGCGUCUCAUGGGACACCUUUAUCCAAUAUGCAGGAUUUCCUUUAGUUUUUUAAAGAUGGCAAUCGUUUUGCAUGUGUGUGCCUUUCCUCCGUAACACUGAAAGUAUGUCUGCUAGUUAUUCCAAAGUUUCUCCCUCUUCAGACGGACACUGUUAACAGAUGUUUUUUCACAGAAUCCAGGCACAGGCCUUCAGUCGCCAUCAGCUUUUAAUGGACCACAAUGUUUUUUGAAGGCACCAGGAGAAGAAAGCAAGUGAAUUCCCAUCUUUUCUAAAUGUCUAAAGUAGUGUUGCUCCUCAACGGGCACCUUUUACGUCCAAUAUGCAAGAUAUAUUUCGUUUUUUUUUAAGGUGACAAUCGUUUUGCAUGCGUGUGCCUUUCAUCCGUAACACUGAAAAUAUCUCUGCUAGUUAUUCCAAAGUUUCUUCCUCUCCAGACGGACUUUUUCCUCACUGUUUUUUCUUUUUUAUGAAUGUAAAACUUCGUGCUCUUCUCAGUAUAUUCAGGGAUAGGAGCCUUGACAGCUGUGACUUUUUAUAAACACACAUUUUAAGGGCUUGAUCUCUUACUUAAAGGAACACAAUCCAGGCACAGGCUUUCAGUCUGGAGGAGCUUUUUAAAUGGACCAAAAUGGUUUUGGGGGCACCAGGAGAAGAAAGCAAGUGAAUUCCCAUCUUUUUUCUGAAUACCGGAGGAUAUAAAGAUUUGUUGUGUUACACUCGAUCCCGAAUAAGCGCUGCACUGUACUUUCCCGCAAAAAUGAAACCAUGUGAAACCGUUUUAGUAAUCGUGCGUUUUCCAGCAACAUGCACUGAACUCUGCAGAGGCCUUUUGUGUCGGAUACAACCCAGCGUCUCCCCUUUAAUAGCGUGCUUUAUAGCCACAACAAAGAUGAAGUAUUCAGGUCGAAGAGGAACUGGUGGAAUUUGACUACGCCGUGUGUGUGUUUUUGAAUGUGCCGCUUGGUUAACAUCAUGCUCGGUGAAAAAAUACUCCCAACUGUGUUUAUAAACGUCAGAAUCUCAUUAAGGGGAGCGGCACAAUGUGUCACCACCGCUAACGUUUCCCGAGCGUUCUCAUCACAGAUCACAGUCAAACUACUCAUCAUGAGAGGUGCGGGGGUAUUUAUUGUAGGCCGACCCAGGAAGGUAGCAUCUCCCUGGUUCCCUCGACAAAAGCAUUCUCCAUGUGAUUUUGGAUUAUUGCAGCAAAUAAUCUCUCAAACAAACGUUUACGAUACUUACAGGUGUUGAUCAGCAGAAAAAUCUCCACACGUGAAUGAUUUCUGAAGUAAGAAGCUAACGUUAGACUGUGAAGGAACCAAAGCACGAUCACAUUACUUCACGUAACCACUGCUAAGCUAAUGUUGGGCGUGAUGGCGUUUAGUCGUCUCAUUUAGACACUUGUUAGCGACCGCUGUUUCCGGAUUAUCUAUUGGGGGUAUUUACUGAAGUAUUUUAAGUCAUGGAACAAAAUUCUCUUCAUUUCAAGAUUCUAACUAAAAACUCAUUCGCAAAACCAUUGACUUCCAGACGUGGGAACCAGAAGCGCUAAAAUUCUGUUCUGGGACUCAUUCCUGCACCUCACUAUUGAUUUGAAGCCCAGUGUCGGUUUAAUAGAUGAAUCGUCGCUGCCUCAGGUUCAUCCAGCAAACCAUGGUUUGAAUUCUGACAGAUUCGACCUCAAAAGGCUUCCCAGGAGCGUUGGGAUGAAAGGACGGACCGCAGCCUGCAGCUCGGCGUCCGUGCAAAAGGCCAGGCGGGGUUUUAGUUUAGAGAUUAGAGCUCACACAAACAGUACCUGAUUGUCCUCUAACGCUGCAAUUACACUCCCCACUCGGCGGCGGGAUAAUAGCCGCUCUCCACCUCGCCUCGCAAUAUAAUGUGACGUAGAUCUGUGUCUGUUUGCGCACUGCAAGUCCCCUUUUAUAACGGACAGAAAGAGUGUGGUUCUCCCUUAUAACGGAGAACAUGAAUACUCCUGAAACCUCACAUAAUAGUCUUUUUUUUUUCUGUAUCACUGAGCCUGUCUGGGAGAUUGUUUUGUUCUGCGGCCUCAUUUUGUAUUCUGUCUGUGUGUGUGUGUGUUUGUGUGCGUACCUGUGAGAGAAUUGGAAAUGGAGCCGUGUAAUAAGCGCUGUGCUUCUUAAACUUCCUCACUUCAUCCACAGCUUCUCCCUGCCAAAGAAACGAAUAUUAAUGCGAGAAACAUUACGAAAAAGAAAACGGUAUGCACUUGAUAAUUUAUAGUAACGGUGAUCAUGAAGAUGGUGGCUGUUGUGGGUUUUUACUUCAAAUUUACCGUAUUGGUUCUUUUAUGUAACAUGAGCAUAUUGUCAUUUGUUGGAUUAACUUUCACUGCAUCAAAAAGUAAAUCCCUCUGGUUCGAUUGAAUUGUCUUUAAAUGCCAUUUUCUCCAAUCCCUCCACAUCUCAGGGUUAAAUCUCCCUCGGUAUAAAACCCAUGACACACUAAGUAGAAAUAACUUAGGCCCCACUUAAGCCCUCAAACUAAGCAUACUUAUUUUGUUUUUUUCUAUUUUGUGAAUUUCUAUUUUUGACUCAUGUACAUAUGAUUGUGUCUCUAUAUUGUAUCCAAAUAUAAUACUUUUUUAAAACAA